GCUAGCCGCGCCCAUCCAGCUGGAGAGUGAGAGAGGCCGAAGGAAAGAGGAAGAAGAGAGAGAAACUGAAGCUGAAGGGGAUUAAAGUGCAGCUCUUCCACCGGUUCUCCCUCGUUAGAUGAGCAGAUCAGACUGAGAGCAGCAGCCACCAUGUCGGAUGCAGAGAGGUACCUGUUCGGCGACCGCAGUGCGAUCAGCGACCCGCUGGCCCAGGCCGACUGGGCCUCCAAGAAGCUGGUGUGGGUCCCAUCGGAGAAACUGGGCUUCGAGGCAGGCUCCAUUAAAGAGGAGAAAGGAGACGAGUGCCUCGUGGAGCUUUCUGACUCCGGCAAGAAGAUCAAAGUGAACAAAGAUGACAUCCAGAAAAUGAACCCACCCAAAUUCAACAAGGUGGAGGACAUGGCGGAGCUGACCUGCCUGAACGAAGCCUCUGUACUGCACAACCUGAAGGACCGAUACUACUCUGGCCUCAUCUACACGUACUCUGGCUUGUUCUGUGUGGUUAUUAACCCCUACAAAAACCUGCCAAUCUACACCGAGGCGAUAGUGGAGAUGUAUAAGGGCAAGAAAAGACACGAGAUGCCCCCACACAUCUAUGCCAUUACGGAUACGGCCUACAGGAGCAUGAUGCAGGAUCGGGAGGAUCAGUCAAUCCUCUGCACUGGUGAAUCUGGAGCAGGAAAAACGGAGAACACCAAGAAAGUGAUUCAGUAUCUGGCACAUGUUGCAUCUUCCUCAAAGACCAAGAAAGACCCAAGCAGCAGCAGUCUGUCCCAUGGGGAGCUGGAGAGACAGCUGCUACAGGCUAACCCCAUUCUGGAGGCCUUCGGAAACGCCAAGACGGUGAAGAACGACAACUCGUCUCGCUUUGGCAAAUUCAUCAGGAUCAAUUUUGAUGUCAACGGCUACAUCGUUGGAGCAAACAUUGAGACUUACCUGCUGGAGAAGUCUCGUGCCAUCAGACAGGCUAAAGAGGAGAGAACCUUCCACAUCUUCUACUACCUGAUGUCUGGAGCUGGAGACAAACUGCGCUCUGAGCUGUGUCUGGAGGACUUCAGUAAAUACCGCUUCCUGUCCAAUGGUAAAGUGACCAUCCAGGGUCAGCAGGAUCGAGACCUUUUCACCGAGACCAUAGACGCUUUCGGGAUCAUGAGCAUCCCUGAGGACGAGCAGACAGGUCUGCUGAAGGUGGUUUCUGCAGUACUCCAGUUGGGUAAUAUGAGCUUUAAGAAAGAGAGGAACUCUGACCAGGCCUCCAUGCCUGACGACACAGCGGCACAGAAAGUCUGCCACCUGCUGGGCAUGAGUGUGACUGACUUCUCACGCGCCAUCCUGUCUCCACGGAUCAAAGUGGGCCGAGAUUACGUGCAGAAGGCCCAGACUCAGGAGCAGGCUGAGUUUGCGGUGGAAGCUCUGGCCAAAGCAACAUAUGAGCGGAUGUUCCGCUGGCUUGUCGCUCGCAUCAACAAAGCGCUCGACAAAACCAAACGGCAGGGAGCGUCCUUCAUUGGCAUCCUCGACAUUGCCGGUUUCGAGAUCUUCGAGUUGAACUCGUUUGAGCAGCUGUGCAUCAACUACACCAACGAGAAGCUCCAGCAGCUCUUCAACCACACUAUGUUCGUCCUGGAGCAGGAGGAGUACCAGCGCGAGGGCAUCGAGUGGAGCUUCAUCGAUUUCGGCCUUGACCUGCAGCCCUGCAUCGACCUCAUCGAGAGGCCGGCUGGUCCUCCAGGCAUUCUGGCUCUGCUGGAUGAGGAGUGCUGGUUCCCCAAAGCCACAGACAAAACUUUUGUGGACAAGCUGGUUCAGGAGCAGGGAAACCACCCCAAAUUCCAGAAACCAAAGAAACUUAAGGAUGAUGCCGACUUCUGCGUCCUCCACUACGCCGGCAAGGUGGAUUACAAAGCAGUUGAGUGGCUGAUGAAGAACAUGGACCCUCUAAACGAUAAUGUGACCACUCUGCUCAACCAGUCAUCAGACAAAUUUGUGUGUGAACUCUGGAAAGAUGUGGACAGGAUUGUGGGAUUGGAUAAAGUGGCAGGAAUGGCAGAUUCUGCACAUGGAGCAUUCAAAACCCGUAAAGGAAUGUUCCGGACCGUGGGGCAGCUUUACAAAGAGCAGCUGUCCAAUCUGAUGACCACGCUUAGAAACACCAACCCCAACUUCGUCCGCUGUAUCAUCCCCAACCACGAGAAGAAAGCUGGUAAACUGGAGCCCCAUCUGGUUCUGGAACAGCUGAGGUGUAAUGGGGUUCUGGAGGGAAUCCGGAUCUGCAGGCAAGGCUUUCCCAACCGCAUCGUCUUCCAGGAAUUCAGACAGAGGUAUGAGCUGCUCACCCCCAAUGCCAUCCCUAAGGGUUUCAUGGAUGGAAAGCAGGCCUGUGUCCUGAUGAUCAAAGCCCUGGAGCUGGACUCUAACUUGUACCGCAUCGGCCAGAGUAAGGUGUUCUUCCGGGCCGGAGUCUUGGCUCACCUGGAAGAGGAGCGAGACCUUAAGAUCACCGACGUGAUCAUCAAAUUCCAGGCCUGGUGUCGGGGACACGUUGCACGGAAGGCAUUCGCUAAACGGCAGCAGCAGCUGACGGCAAUGAGGGUGAUCCAGAGGAACUGUGCUGCAUACCUCAAACUCAGGAACUGGCAGUGGUGGAGACUCUUCACCAAGGUGAAGCCUCUGCUGCAGGUGAGCCGCCAGGAGGAGGAAAUGCAGGCUAAAGAUGAGGAGCUGGAAAAGGUGAAGGACAAACAGCAGCAGGCUGAGCAGCAGCUCAAGGAGUAUGUGGAGAAACACCAGCAGCUGAGUGCAGAGAAGCAGGCCCUGCAGGACCAGUUGCAGGCAGAGAUGGAGCUGUGCACAGAGGCGGAGGAGAUGAGGAUCCGUCUGGUCGCCCGACAGCAGGAGCUGGAGGACAUCCUGCAUGACCUUGAAGCCCGUGUAGAGGAGGAGGAGGAGCGGGUCACGCAUCUGCAGACUGAGAAGAAGAAAAUGCAGCAGAACAUCACGGAUCUGGAGCAGCAGCUGGAUGAGGAAGAGGCGGCACGUCAGAAGCUGCAGCUGGAGAAGGUCACGUUGGACGCGAAGCUGAAGAAGCUGGAGGAGGGCGUUAUGGUGCUGGAUGACCAGAAUGCUAAACUCAACAAGGACAAGAAGCAGCUAGAGGAGAGGAUUGCAGAGUUCAGCUCUAACCUCACUGAGGAGGAGGAGAAGUCCAAGAGUUUACAGAAGCUGAAGAACAAACAUGAGGCCAUGAUCACUGACCUGGAGGACCGGUUGCGACGUGAGGAGAAGUCCAGGCAGGAACUGGAGAAGAACCGAAGAAAGUUGGAGACGGACUCCACAGACCUACAUGACCAGAUCGCUGAGCUCCAGGCCCAAGUUGCUGAGCUCCGUGCCCAACUGGCCAAGAAAGAGGAGGAGUUACAGGCAGCACUGGCCAGGGUGGAGCAGGAGAGUGCGCUGAAGAACGCAGCUCAGAAGACCAUCCGCGAGCUGGAGGUGCAGGUGGCUGAGCUGCAGGAGGACCUGGAAAUAGAGAAAGCCGCUCGAGCUAAAGCCGAUAAACAAAAACGAGACCUGAGCGAGGAGCUGGAGGCCCUGAAAACUGAGCUGGAGGACACACUGGACUCGACCGCAGCUCAGCAGGAGCUCAGAGCGAAGAGGGAGACUGAGGUGACUCAGCUGAAGAAGACUCUGGAGGAGGAAGCCCAGAGUCACGAGCAGCUCCUGGCUGAAGUGAGGCAGAAACACACGCAGGCCUUCGAGGAGCUCAAUGAGCAGCUGGAGCAGGCUAAGAGGAACAAGGCUUCGGUGGAGAAGGCUAAGCAGGCUCUGGAGAGCGAGCGCAGUGAGCUGCAGAUCGAGCUGAAGUCACUCACUCAGAGCAAGAAUGACUCCGAGAGCCGCAGGAAGAAGGCAGAAGCUCAGCUCCAGGAGCUGCAGCUCAAACAAGCCGAGAGCGAGCGCCAGAAGAAGGAGCUCAGCGAUAAAGUUGCCAAGAUGCAGGUGGAGAUGGACGGCUUGAGCAGCACUCUAUCUGAGGUGGAGAGUAAAUCCAUAAAAGCAGCAAAAGACCACUCCUCCGUCGAGUCUCAACUGCAGGACAUACAGGGUUCACUGCAGGAGGAAACUCGUCAGAAACUGGCUCUGAACACGCGUCUGCGGCAGCUGGAGGAGGAACAGAACCGCCUGAAGGAACAGCUGGAGGAGGAGGAAGAGAGCAAGAAGAGCACCGAGAAACAGCUCAGCGCCACUCAGGCGCAGUUGGCGGAGCUGAGGAAGAAGAUGGAGGCCGAGGCUCAGUCUCUGGAGAGUUCUGAGGAGGGUAAAAAGAAGCUGCAGCGGGAGUUUGAGGCCCUGAACCAGCGGCUUGAGGAGAAGACCUCUGCUUAUGAUAAGCUGGAAAAGACGAAAGUGCGCCUACAGCGUGAGCUGGACGAUGUGCUGGUGGGACACGACCACCUGAGACAGACCACCCAGGAGCUAGAGAGGAAGCAGAAGAAAUUUGACCAGCUGCUGGCAGAGGAGAAGAGUGUGUCGGCACGUUAUGCUGAGGAACGCGACCGAGCGGAGGCCGAAGCCCGAGAAAAAGAGACGAAGGCGCUGGCUCUGACCCGUGAGCUGGAGGCCAUGACUGACCAGCGAAACGAACUGGACCGUGCCAGUAAACUACUCAAAGCUGAGAUGGAGGACCUGGUCUCAUCUAAGGACGACGCCGGCAAGAGCGUUCAUGAGCUGGAGCGUGCCAAGCGUGCGCUGGAGCAGCAGGUGGUGGAGAUGAAGACGCAGCUGGAAGAGCUGGAGGACGAGCUGCAGCUCACUGAAGAUGCUAAACUGCGUCUGGAAGUGAACCUGCAGGCCCUUAAAGCUCAGUUUGACCGUGAUCUUCAGGGCAGAGAUGAACAGGGAGAGGAGAAGAGGAAACAGCUGGUCAAACAGGUUCGUGAGAUGGAGGCGGAGCUGGAGGAUGAGAAGAAGCAGCGCUCUCAGGCUGUGUCUGUGAGGAAGAAGCUGGAGAUGGACUUGUCUGACCUGGGAGCUCAGAUUGAGCUCUCUAACAAAGCGAGAGACGAAGCGCUGAGACAGCUCAAAAAACUACAGGCUCAGCUGAAGGAGCAGAUGCGUGAGCUGGAUGAGGCGCGUGUGUCGCGGGACUCAAUGCUGAAUGAGGCGAAGGAGAACGAGCGCAAACUGAAGAGUAUGGAGGCUGAAAACGUACAGCUGCACGAGGACCUGGCGUCUGCUGACCGCACCAAGAAACAGAUCCAGCAGGAGAGAGAUGAACUGCAAGAUGAGCUGAAUAGCCACAACUCCAAGACGUCUCUACUGAGUGAAGAGAGGAGAAAGCUGGAGGCUCGUAUCGCUCAGCUGGAGGAGGAGCUGGACGAGGAACAGUCGAACGUCGAGCUGCUCCACGACCGCGUGAAGAAGGCCGUGUUGCAGGCUGAGCAGUCGAGCACCGAGCUGGCAGCUGAGCGCAGUAACGGCCAGCGCCUGGAGGGGGCGCGCUCACAACUGGACCGCCAGAACAAGGAGCUGAAGGCCAAACUGCAGGAGCUGGAGGGAUCAGUCAAGAGCAAGUACAAGUCCACCAUCACCGCCCUGGAGGCCAAAAUCAUACAGCUGGAAGAACAGCUGGACAGCGAGAGCAAGGAGAAGCAGCAGUCUGUGAAGGUGAUGCGGCGUACGGAGAAGAAGCUGAAGGAGGUUCUGCUGCAGGUGGAGGAUGAGAGACGCAACAGCGAUCAGUACAAAGACCAGGUGGAGAAGGCGAUCACUCGUAUGAAAAUUCUGAAGCGUCAGGUGGAGGAGGCGGAGGAAGAAACUCAGCGUGCCAACGCCUCCCGCAGGAAGCUGCAGAGAGAGCUGGAGGACGCCACAGAGGCGAGCAGCGUGAUGAACCGCGAGGUCACCACCCUGAAGAGCAAGCUCAGGCGCGGAGCAGACUAUACCCUGAACGUUCGCCGCACCACAGGGACACGUGCCGGUGUGGACAGCGAAGAGGACGUGGAAGUCACGAGUGAAGCGUCAGAAACACCAGAGUAACUGAAAUUAAAUUGGCCGGUCUGUCGUUUCUCAGCUCUGCACGGUUGAAUCUGACCUGGAUCUUUUACUGCAAAUCUGUCUCAAUCUGAUCUGAUUAGUCUGCUCAUUUGCAACACUUUACUUUUUAUUACCUUACUAUUAUGAAAUGUGCUUGUCCGCCCCCUAGUGGUGCUAAACUGGAUUACACUUCAAUGUGGAUGUGCUGUUCAAAUUUCCGUUGAGCGCUUGGGAUGAAAGUGGCAACAAUUUGAACGCAUUUAAAGCCCCAGUUCAGUUCAUCAGACCAAUAUUUUCCACCUACGUGGGUAAAACCUGCGCCGAUCCAGCAUAACGGAGAAUCGUGACUGCUGUUAAUUUUAACUCUCCUUUUGAUCGAGGUUCUUUCUGCUCUUCUCUAAACAACUUUAUAGUCUGCGAUCCACAAUAUGGACCAACAAGUUGAACUACUUUCACAGAUUUCUAUUUUUCUACAUAAUUCUCUUGUAUUUGAUGAACAGCAUAUUUUUGGCAAGUUAGCACCCAGUUCUUAUUUUUUUUGUCCUAAAAAAAAAAUUUUCCCCACAAGUUUUUGAUGGCAUGAGGGUCACACACUGCAUUUUCCCACAUCACUUGAAUUUUCACAUUUUAUUAUUAUGUUAAAGUUGCCUUGUAAUCUUGUGUUAGAGGCGUCAGUCCGAUGAUCUCAGCAGCGCAACACUUAAUUAAGCCUUAACAUUUCUCACUGCACUGUUACUGCUUUUAUAUGAGCCUCUAAUAUAAUGGGCUAGUUUAUUAACGGGGGCUUGUUUCCAGGUGGAGGGAUUUAUAUUGAAAUGCCUUAUUGAAACGUUUGUUUGGUCGGUGUCUGCAGCCUCUUCCUCUCCUCUUUUAUUAAACGCACUUCAGUAUAAACGGGCCCGUUUCUCCGACUGCAUGUCUCACUUUAAUGCAAACUCCUACCCACUUUUUUACUGAGCUGUAGCUUUAUAACGGCCUUUUUACCUGAACUUGAUCACAGAGGAAUAAAGAUGUGUCCAAAACGUGA
Messenger RNA from Pygocentrus nattereri (red-bellied piranha), 7063 nucleotides. RefSeq names its product myosin, heavy chain 9a, non-muscle (gene myh9a). The transcript is spliced from 41 exons. Gene Ontology annotation, cellular component: myosin complex. Gene Ontology annotation, molecular function: ATP binding; actin filament binding; cytoskeletal motor activity. Bases 151 to 6039 code for a protein of 1962 amino acids. Lineage: Eukaryota; Metazoa; Chordata; Actinopteri; Characiformes; Serrasalmidae. The record is from RefSeq and is a predicted model, not a curated record.